Molecule: messenger RNA, 2541 nt
Organism: Durusdinium trenchii
Lineage: Eukaryota; Dinophyceae; Suessiales; Symbiodiniaceae
Source: the annotation of a GenBank genome assembly
GCCAGAAGCUGUUGAUUGCUGGCCCCGGCACAAAGAUCGUGGUGAAGUUUCGUCCUUUGUAAAUGAGGGAAAGCUGAAAGAAGCUUUGCUUCAUGAAUUCGAUUUCGGCCAAUGCAGUCUAAUGUUAACAGAUCAUCAAAAUGGAAAUACUAGUGGACUCAAAGCAUUCAGAAUUCUUGUAGCAAGGUCACGUACGUGCGGGUCACAGGAAUGUUUGCGCCGCAGCAGCCUCAUGCUCCAGCAACAACUAAGCAAGACACUAGUUCAAAAGUGACAAUUGCCGCACUUAGUCGCAACCUGCUUACAUCCAUACGCACUGUUGACAAAUUACUCUGACCGCUUGGAUGUUGAACAAGAGUGGACCUUCAUUGGGACAUGGUCCAUAUUGAAUCUGGACCGACGUUGCGUGCAGUACUGAGUGAGGCUCGACCCACCUGGAGCGAAAAGGAUUUGGCAGCUGUGGAGGAGAAGCUCUCGCGGGUUGGUGUGACAACUGCAGAAAAGCUGGCAGAGCUGCUCUCUAAUGGGCUCAACAAGCGUCUACUUGCUGCGGGGCAAAAGGCCUUCAACAGUGAGACUUUGGCAGCUUUAAGGCAGCGCCUUUCUCGAGAGAGCCCAACACAGGACAAAGAUGACUGUGAACAGCAGGCACGACAAGCCCAUGCAAGUGAAGGAUGUCAGUCAACAUUCUCCAGUGGCAGAGAAGGAAAUGAUUGCAAGCAGGACCUGGGCUCCAACAAUUCCAGGCAGAAGAAGCCAGUUGAACCAAAGCCCAGCGAAGCCAGCUUUGUGCAGACCACUUUCUCACCAUCAGCGCCAUUUGGAAGACAGGAAGCUCUCGGUGAAACCCCGCUUAUCAAAGCAGUGAGGCAGACUGAUGUGCGCACUGUGCAAUACUUGCUAGAGCAUCGGUCCAAUCCGAACGAAAAGGACAACUUCGGUGAAACGGCUUUGAUGGAAGCAGCUGCCGUUGGUCAUCCACAGCUUUGCAAAAUCUUGCUGGAAAAUUGUGCCAACGUAGCGUACAAGUCUCCCACAGGGCUUUCUGCUAAAGACUUUGCAUCAGAGCAUGAAGUCCUUUCGCAUCUUUUUGCAGUGCCUGGAAAUUACUGGCUCGACAGAGGUCUCAGGCUGGCUGCUCGCCAGCACAACUUAGGCAAGGCGGAUCUAUUGCUGAAAAGAGUCAAGGAGGAGAAACAGCCGAUCGAUGUGAACAAGGCAGAUGGAAAUGGCUUUACGCCACUGCAUGUUUGCACGGCGAGAUCUCCUGACUCCUCCGAUGGGCUUGGCUUUGCAAAGCUAUUGCUCGAAGAGAAAGCGAUUGUCAAUGCCACAAAUCUCCUGGGAGAGACCCCGCUGAUUCUUGCCACGCGUGCAUCUGCUGAUACGAAGAACAAGUCCUGCCGCCUUAGCAUUGUGAAGCUACUUUUGGAAAGCCGCGCAGCAGUAAAUACGUCCGAUUCAGUUCUGCAUGAGACACCUCUCAUGGAGGCGGCAGGCAUAGGAGAUUCUGAACUUGUGCUCACACUGCUCCGGGCUGGUGCAGAUCAUUUGCGCAGCAGCGCCAGUGGUCAAACAGCCCUGGACUUCGCCCGGGCAGAAGAGGUGCAGUGGAUGCUCAAGAACCCAAUGCAAGCCACCUCAGGAUCACCUUGGCCAAGUGCUCCCAGACCUCAACCGAAUGCACCUGUGCCUCCUCCAGUGGCACAGCCCAAGACUCCGCUCUUCACCAAGACGCAACCUCUCUCUGGAUAUUUUACAGGGGGUACCAAAGCCGGACCAUCGAAAGGCCUCCCAGAUGCAAGGUUGCCAAGCCUCACAGAGGAGACUGCAAAGCCUUCACAGAAUGGCGGUGCAAUGCCAAAGCUUCCGCAGACUUAUGCAGAAAGGUUACAGAGGCUACUUGCCAAAUAUCCGGGCUUUGUAGGUUCUGGGGUGGACAUGCCCAGCCAUGCAUGGCAGUGGACAAAUGAAGAGCUGGAACUAUUCAUUGGUAGCAUGGGCCAGUUCUGGCCGCCGAAUCGAGCUAAACCCAGCAUGAAGCCACCACCAAAUGCAGGCAGGAAAGCGCCGCCGCCAGAUCCUUGGGACCGUCCUCGACCUUCCCUGCGACCCUUCUACGAGGUCUUGGGUCUGCCAGAUGGCACAAAGAAUCAUCAGGUCCUCAAAAAGGCAUACCGGUGGUGUGCUCAGCUGUCGUUUGCUCUUCUUCAGCUGCGACGUGUGUCAAAAGUGAGGCAAGCGGCCCUGAAAUGGCAUCCAGACAAAAACCCGAACGAUCCUCAUGCUGCCAGCAAUUUCCAAAAGGCCUGCAACGCGUUUGAGCAGAUUUGCAAGGCGCUUGGGCUUGGCAACCUCUAAUCCUGCACCACAGGAAAAGCCGACGCAGGUCGAGGUGCAAAGCUCUUCUGAAGAAUCCCGACCAGAAAGGGAGCAAUGGCAUCUCCAUUCUUGAUUCAGAGAUGUCAAGAAAGGGACAAGUGAUUUUUCCUUGGGCUUGCGUGAGACAUUUGUUCUUCUUGAGGUUGCAUGGUGUUGCCA